Messenger RNA from Branchiostoma floridae (Florida lancelet), 1407 nucleotides. Its product is annotated as protein Mis18-alpha-like. The transcript is spliced from 6 exons. Gene Ontology annotation, cellular component: nucleus; chromosome, centromeric region; chromatin. The record is from RefSeq and is a predicted model, not a curated record. Gene Ontology annotation, biological process: CENP-A containing chromatin assembly; chromosome segregation. Lineage: Eukaryota; Metazoa; Chordata; Leptocardii; Amphioxiformes; Branchiostomatidae. Bases 25 to 843 code for a protein of 272 amino acids.
AGCCUAUAUUUGCAUACGCCCCAAAUGCGCCAAAAUUUGACGCUGCAACAGUCACAACAGUUCGCCAUCUUGACGAUUUUGACUCUGUUUGAUCGGAGAAUAACUAUGGCGGAGAAAGGCGACCACUCGGCCGGGGCAGGGGAAGAAGAAGAAGAAGUAGAGGAAGUGGCAGACUCGCCAGAUGUGUUCCAAUGCCAGAACUGCCGCGAGAUCCUGGCCGACUCUCUCGCCAUGAAAGAUCCACUGACAGGACCGAAGGCCUGCAUUGAAAUGAGUUAUAUUAGCUUCACAGCGGUGUCGGAGACAGUAACUGUUGGAAAAACCAUUACCCAUUCAGAGAAGCAGACAGAUAGAGACUAUGGAUGUUCCUACCUGCCCCUGUCCUGCGCGGGGUGCGGAGCUGAGAUCGGGGUGAUGUACAGGGGGACCCACUCGGAGUUCGACGCACUCAGAGACCUCUACACCAUAGACAUCAACAAAGUCACCACCUACAGCCUCGGGUCUGGCAUCCCCAAGUGCAGUCUAGGAGGGAUUGUGUCAGCACAGGAAAAGAUAGAUAAUGGACUGGCUAAGAUACGGCACGUACUGAUGACACUGUCCAAGAGGCUGUCUGUCCUUGAGCAGGCGAUGAUGGAAGAAGAAGAGCCUGACACAAAGGAGAACCUGACACCAGCUCCCAGGGUGAAACACGAGGUGAAGAACGAGAGGCCCUCGGGAACCCCGUCUCGGGGGAACAAGUCGUCUCAGCGCCCGUCUCAGAGCAGCUACGGAUCCCCCGUCCCGGCUCGCACGCAUGUGAGAAAGAAGGCGAGGAUUCAACUGUCGGAUUACGAGUCAGACUAGGACCUGUAUGUCUGAAAGCUGGCAUAAAAGCAACGCAAACAAAACCUCACCUCUAGAUCUGCUCUAAGAUUAUGCAGGGAGUAAUGCCAGCUAGAAGAUCGGGUAAAAUAUUCAGUUUAUAAGUCUCAAUUUUGUUUAUUAACUGCCAGAAGUCGGUAAGUACUGCAUGCUUAGCAUACAAAGUACUAUAAGACCAAGCUAGGGAGAAGGCUGUACUAUAUCCUAGAGUAGCACUAUGUUAUGUUGUAUGAUUUCUAAGUUCAUAUAUGGAUACAAGUUAAGAAAAGAUGUCAAAGUCUUGUUUAUCUCAAAAGUGACUCAAUGGAGGUUGUAUGUACUCCUUGCUCCUAUUUUGUGGAAAAAAAAACUGCUGGUAUACAAAAAUGUAUAACAAGAUCAUGUAACAGAGCAAGAUGUAACUUCUGUUUACAGCUAGUCUUUUAUUUUUGUGUAAAACUAUACCGUUACUGAAACAACAAGAACACUUUUUGCCCUGUGUCACUACUAGGUACUAAGGGUCCGAACAAACAAAACAAACAUGAAAAGUAACUUUUGUACACACUA